AUGCCGACUCUACCGCUGGUCGGCCCAGCCGUCAACUCAACUAAGCCCUUUGGCCAACAGUCACCGCCACACGCAUCAUGGCACGGCUUCAUUCCCGGCCGACGUAGCUACGCCCCCGACGCCUCCAUCGUGCUCGUCGGAAUCCGAGGCACAGGCCGCUCAACUCUCGCCGUGAUCGCGGCCAGCGCUUUAGGGUUCCGCUUACUCGACGCGGACCAGCAAUUCUUCCAGAUGACGGGCCUCUCACGAGCCAGUUACAAGACACAGCACGGUACUGCUGAAUAUCGAAGGGAAGAGCUGAAGCUUCUGCAUGCCAUGCUAUUCGAGAAUCCGACAAAGUCUAUUAUUGCGUGUGGGCCAGGAGCUGUGGAAGAGACGGGGCAGGCGUGGCUUGCGGAAUAUGGACAGACGCAUCCUAUCAUCUAUGUCCUGAGAGAUGCGGAAGACGUGAAGGAGCAUCUCAAGGUAUGGGAUACUGAGGCUAUCACACGACUCUUUCAACUUAGUGGUCCAACGCAUCGAUCGAUAUCCAACUUUGAAUUUUACAACAUUUCAGAUACCCUAGGGAAGGCCUCGGGCGAGCUCGCCACUAUCCCCGGCCACCAGUCACCGAGGUCUCUUGCGUUAAAGCGGGUGGAGUACGACUUUCUCGGACUCAUUGACAGCAUCAUGGAAAGCGACAGGCAGGGCUCGGAACGGUACCGUGCCACCGAGGGCUCUGCUUCAUUACCACUGGAGCGCCGGCCAUACACAUAUUCUCUCAACUUGCCAAUGUCAUUGGUAGAGACCGCCGGGGCGGAACUUCGAAAUAUCACGACAACAGCCGACGUUGCGGAACUAGUCAUCCCUGUGAGGGAACUACAGGCAACGUCGGCCGAUUUCGACGAUGCAACUGCGAAUCGCGUCUGUCGCUUGCUCUAUGCCGUCAGGAGAUUCACUCGUCUCCCUAUCAUCCUCAAUCUCGAACUCGAAUCCUCAUCUACUGGCAUAAUGAGCGGCUUCUCGCAAGAACACGCCUCCGCAUACUACCUUAGCGUCCUAAACCACGGCCUCCGUCUCGCUCCAGAGUACCUCUGCGUAGAUCUCCGCUGCGACGAGAACAUCAUCCGAGAUCUAGUCGCAAGUAAAGGAACAACAAAGAUCAUCGCCCACUACACCUGCAACUCCCUCUCUCCAAGCGGCUGGCGGAACCCAGGCCUGGAGGACAAGAUGAGGUUGGCCGAGGACCUGGGCUGCGACGUCGUCCGAAUAUGUCGCGAGGCAAAGUCAACCAAGGACAAUUUCGAGAUUCAGCACUUCAAGCAUGGCGCCGGCAAGCCCAGAGAUGUGACGAUCCCGCUUAUUGCGUACAACACAGGCCGCCUCGGCCGCAUGUCCUGCUUCAUGAACCCGACCUUCACGCCGGUCACCAUGAACUUGCUUCGGAGACUGGCACCAGGCGGCUCGCCUCAUUGCCUCUUGACGAUCCACGAGGCGCAAAAGGCACUCUACUCUUCCUUUCUCCUAGACCCGAUGUACUUUGGCAUCUACGGCACCAACGCAUCCACAAGUUUGUCGCCAAGCAUGCAUAACCCCGCCUUCAAAUUCUGCGGUAUGCCGCACGAGUACAAGAUCUUCCACCAGCCUACCCUAAAUCACCUACGUAAGCUCAUCUCCGACGAGAACUUUGGAGGCGCGAGUAUCACAGCCCCCUUCAAGAAGGAGGUCUUUGCCAUUGUCGACUUCACGAGCCCAGAAGCCAGGGCCAUUGGCGCCGUCAACACGCUGGUGCCUCUGCGGUCGCGGAACAUUGAGUCUUUGCUUGAUCGCAACAGAGCUGGCCCAGUCGUUGCUCUGUAUGGCGAUAACACGGACUGGAUCGGGAUACACACCCGCAUUCGGCACAACCUGUCUCCCAUCAACGGCGUCAAGAGGAGGACAACGGCGCUAGUUGUGGGUGCGGGAGGUAUGGCUCGUGCAGCCAUAUACGGGCUUCUGAGGCUCGGUGUCCGCACCGUGCUUAUACACAAUCGAACGACGAGGACGGCCGAAGAGGUUGUAAGGCACUUCAACGGGUACCGAUUCACGAGCGACGGGGCAUCGACGCCGACGGAGGUCAACGCCUCGCCGAAAGUUGACGCUCCUCCAAACAGUCCCACGAUCCGUGUUAUAGAAUCCAAAGAUGAUAAGUGGCCAGACGACGCUGACUUUCCAACCAUUGUGGUAUCGUGUAUCUCCACGCGUGAGAUCGACGGGGAGUCGUCGGCUGAUACGAGUCUGCCUCCGGGAUGGCUGGCUAGUCCUACAGGCGGAGUAGCCAUUGAGCUAUCGUAUACGCCUCUGGAAACACCUCUCCUGAAGCAGAUCCGUGGCAUGAGCGACCAAGGGUGGAUCGCCGUCGACGGCCUAAGUGUUUUGCCGGAACAGGGUAAGAGACAAUUUGAGCUCUUUACAGCACGCAAACCUCCGAUCGAGAUGAUGCGUGAGUUGAUUUCGCGAGCGUAUAAGGAAAGGCUUGCAGACGGGGGCAAGAUGCCAACAAGAGGGUAG
Messenger RNA from Colletotrichum costaricense, 2529 nucleotides. RefSeq lists its product as uncharacterized. The coding region runs from base 1 to 2529 and encodes 842 amino acids. The record is from RefSeq and is a predicted model, not a curated record. NCBI's taxonomy places the organism in Eukaryota, Fungi, Ascomycota, Sordariomycetes, Glomerellales, Glomerellaceae. Gene Ontology annotation, biological process: chorismate biosynthetic process; shikimate metabolic process. Gene Ontology annotation, molecular function: 3-dehydroquinate dehydratase activity; shikimate 3-dehydrogenase (NADP+) activity. The transcript is spliced from 2 exons.